Messenger RNA from Drosophila hydei, 1256 nucleotides. RefSeq lists its product as uncharacterized. The transcript is spliced from 3 exons. Lineage: Eukaryota; Metazoa; Arthropoda; Insecta; Diptera; Drosophilidae. The record is from RefSeq and is a predicted model, not a curated record. The coding region runs from base 19 to 1254 and encodes 411 amino acids.
GUACGGCAGCUUUCCAAUAUGAGCAACCUGCCAAUAAUUAAAGAGUUAGGCCAGGUCAUUAAGCCUGCCCUUAAUGGUGCAAGUCUGCAUUCCUAUGAAGUGGCUAAUCUUACUCAGCCCGGCGAGAAUUAUGGCAGUGUCUUAAUAUCUAUACGCGCUCUAGUACAAGGCGCUGAUGGAACAUUGUUUAAUAAGCGGCUGGUGGCUAAAGUGCCGCCAACAGACCCUAAAUAUUGGAAAUUUAUACAACCUGAACGCACCUGUUUGGCUGAGAAUGCAAUUUACGAGGUAUUGGCGCCUGAAUUGAUCGCUCUGCAAGAGGAGGCAGGCAUUCCCGAUAACAUGCAGUUCGAUGGCUUCGCGAAGUAUUUUGGGUCACGCAUAUCCUUAACUCCAAGUUCCAAAAUUGUGGACAAGGACGCAAUUCUGAUUUUGGAUGAUUUGCGGGAUGAGAACUACGUUCCGGGUCAAAGGCUACGACCGUUUGACCUGUCCCACACCCACCUAUCUUUAAGGUAUAUGGCACAAUUCCAUGCUCUAACCAUUGCGCUGCGAGUGAAGAAACCGGAUGUCUUUCAAAAGAAAGUGCGGCCCUUCUUUGACAAAUUCGAUUGGCAUGCAGCUGAACCAGAGGCAAAGGCCACCAUGAUAGCGGAAACAUUAGCAGAUAUUAAAGCAGCCACAAACAACGACCAGAAUGCGAUAAGGACGAUCAUGAAAUUGUCAACUGAAUUUUUCACAUUUCUCGCCUCGCCGCCAAUAGAAAAUAAUCCAUUUAACACUGUCAUCCACUCAGACAUGUGGACAAUGAACUUAAUGUUCAAGUAUGACCCUUCCGGCCAGCCCACGCAAUUGAAACUAAUCGACUUUCAAACGGCGCAGUUUGAUUCUGUGGUACAUGACCUAAUAGCAUUUCUGUUUACAAGCGUAUCAACGCGUAUUUUAGAGGAUAAUUACCACAGUUUGCUGACAUUCUACUUUAAUGCCUUCAUUGAUACUCUGCUUAAAGUGGGCGUUAAUAGCAAUGCAUAUAGCUACGAGGCGUUCCUUGCUGAGUUAAAGCGCAUCGCCUACAUUCAAGUGCCUCAUGCUAUAUUCAUGACCCGAUUUAUUCUGGCAGAGCAGGUUAAUGGUAGUGCGAAUGCUCUCGAACUGCAUGAGGUGCUAAAGGGCACAAAUUCGAAUCGAGUUCAUAGCAAGCUAAUUGAAAUUUUGCGGCUGGCACAUAAAUUCGAAAUAUUAUUUUUAGAAUAAUU